Tachysurus fulvidraco (yellow catfish) is the source of this 2507-nucleotide messenger RNA. RefSeq names its product forkhead box N4 (gene foxn4). Bases 890 to 2326 code for a protein of 478 amino acids. NCBI's taxonomy places the organism in Eukaryota, Metazoa, Chordata, Actinopteri, Siluriformes, Bagridae. Gene Ontology annotation, biological process: regulation of transcription by RNA polymerase II. Gene Ontology annotation, molecular function: transcription cis-regulatory region binding; DNA-binding transcription factor activity, RNA polymerase II-specific. The record is from RefSeq and is a predicted model, not a curated record. The transcript has 10 exons.
UGUUUGGAGACACGUUUAUUGUGUUUGUUUAGAGACACGUUUAUUGUGUUUGUCACACGGUAGAUUCAGUGACAUGAGCUCGUGCGCCUCCGGCCGCCGCCCGCCACUUUGCGCCGGUUUCCCGCUGCAGCGCGCGCGCCCUACAGAGGCGCCCAAUGUGCGCAUUUACACCUGUUAAAGCCUCACACCGAGCACAGCAACACUACCGAACACACAGCAACACAGCAACACCGACACCACCUUCACGGACACGACCUGGAGCGUUUUAAUCAUAAACUCUUACAGGAUCUCACUUUAUUUAUUAAUUAUUAUUAAUAAUAUUAUUUAACGUUGCUGUGGAUUAGCUACAGGAGUGGACCUACACGAGAGAGAUGACGUGCAAAACAGAUUUCAUGAAGAAGAUGAACAGUUCUUUAAGAGAGAAACUUUUUUAAACGUGAUUUUACAGGCGCGCGCGCGUGCGAAAGAAGACACAACAUUCCGAACGGAAAAUAAAACAGAAAACCAAAAUACGGAGCAACAAGUAACCUGAGUAGUGCGGAUUUUAAAACGGCAAAAUCUAAUUAAGAUGCGCGAAAAUCCUCCUAAUUAACACAAAGAUAAAAGUUAUUACAGCCGCAGCAGCUGCGCUUUUUUCUGCACUGCGCACGCGCGUCUCUCGGUGCCUCAACGGUACGGUAAAGGAAUACGAUACGGCGCAUGCGCACGACCUGUUCUCCAGUCGCGCUAGUACAGGGAGCACUGCGCAUGCGCAUAAACUCUCUCCCCAGAACAGGGCUGAAUGAAGAGGGAAAUUUAAAAAACGGUUUCAGGGACAGGGAGAGCUGAACUACUGCAUCUCUCAGCUCACAUCACACUUUAUCCUGACUUUAUUUCAGCAAAACAGGAAAUGAUUGAAGCUGGUUGUACAGACAGGAUGUCAGGACUGAUGACAAAUUCAGGACAUAAUCAGAACUCAGCGCAGGACUACAGGCUCCUGACCUCAGAUACGUCUGAGCUGUGUAAGUUUGACCCCGGUGACCUCCAGUCUCUGACCUGGUUGACCUCAGUGGAUGUCCCACGCCUGCAGCAGCUCCGUGCAGGCCGAGCAGAGUUCAGCAUGAGCGCUCAGGACCAACUGCAUGCAGCUCAGCUAAGUAACAUGAGUGUGGCUGGAGGAGGGACGUCCAUGGUCCAUCUGCAGAGUAACAUGCAGCACAGCCCUCUGGGAAUCAACACUAUGCCGCAGUUUUCUCCCAGUUUUCCGUCUCCUGCCUCGGUCUAUCAGACUCCUUCCCAGCAGGUGAUGACCUUCUCCCAGUCCAACCAGCAGUGCUCUAAUGGAGGAAUCUACAGCAACUUCAACAACCAGAGUUUAUUCACACAGCAGCAGAUUCACACUCCACACAGUCAGGAGACGCAGCCCAAAACCUUCCCCAAGCCCAUCUACUCCUAUAGCUGCCUGAUUGCGAUGGCCCUGAAGAACAGUAAGACAGGCAGUCUCCCUGUCAGUGAGAUCUACAGCUUUAUGAAGGAACACUUCCCCUACUUUAAGACAGCACCAGAUGGCUGGAAGAACUCCGUGAGGCAUAACCUGUCUCUGAAUAAAUGUUUCGAGAAAGUGGAGAACAAGAUGAGCGGUUCAUCGAGAAAGGGCUGCCUGUGGGCUCUCAACCCAGCCAAGAUAGACAAGAUGGAGGAGGAGAUGCAGAAAUGGAAACGUAAAGACCUAACAGCAAUACGACGCAGCAUGGCCAACCCAGAUGAAUUAGACAAGCUGAUCACAGACCGGCCGGAAAGCUGCAGGCGGAAACCGCAGGAUCCUCAAGUUCAUCUUCCUCAGCCGGUUUUGUCUCUGCAGUGUCUUACUGUUCACCAUCAGCUCCAGCUGCAGCUCCACGCUCAACCCCGAAUAGCACCGACCUCGCCAGCUCCUGCUCAAACACCACCACUCCACCCUGUACCCGAACUCGUCAAACAACCACCGCUACCGCUGCCACCGCCACAAGCACAAUCACAACAACAAACUGCAGAGAUCUUCAGCAUUCACAGUGAUGUCCACUCUGAGGUGGAUGCUCUGGACCCGAGUAUCAUGGACUUCGCCUUGCAAGGAAACCUGUGGGAUGAGAUGAAAGACGACAGCUUUAACCUGGAUGCCCUGGGUUCCUUCAGUAACUCCCCCCUUCGUCUCUCUGACUGUGAUCUGGAAGGUGUGAGCACGACACCGGUGUCCAGCGCUGCUGAAAUUCCCUUCUCAGGCGUUUACACGUCUUACAGCACGGUGGAGGGAUUCACCAACCAGUACAUAAACACACAAGGCAGCAGCAAACCCAUUGUCCUACAUUAAACACACACUCACACACUCACCUACCAAACAGCAAAGAGCAGCUUUACUCCAAAGGACCAUAAAUAAAACACACUGUGGUUUUUGAUUCUUUUCUCAUUAUUCUGCCUUUUAAUUUGAGCCAAACUUCAUUACACACACGACAAGUGAUGCAGGAUUGACAGAAAGAAGAAAAAAAAAGAAA